Messenger RNA from Apis mellifera (honey bee), 490 nucleotides. RefSeq lists its product as uncharacterized. The record is from RefSeq and is a predicted model, not a curated record. The transcript has 2 exons. Lineage: Eukaryota; Metazoa; Arthropoda; Insecta; Hymenoptera; Apidae. The coding region runs from base 36 to 458 and encodes 140 amino acids.
AAUAUUAUUUCUGUUGCAAAAUUGACGAUUUAAAUAUGUCUCAAAAUCCUCGUAAUUCAAGUGAUAAUUAUAUAAAAGAAAAAGUUGUAUUAGAGCCCGAAGUAAGCUGCGAGAAACACGUAGUGAAACGAUCGCAAGCCGGACAACAAAUCGAGGAAGUGAAGCUUAAGCAAAUCUCGACCUUGAGAAAAUAUCAAAACAUAAAUGGUACUUCGAGAAUAUUAAAAAACAAGGAUAUACAUAGACUAAAAACGCGAAAUCUAAAAGUGCCAAAAAUCCCAAAGAACAUCGUCAAUAUCGUCAACAUCUUGCAGCACAAAAAUUUUCUGAAUAUGGUUGGUCGAUUCUUUAAACCAAGUAUUAAUAAAUAUCUGCGAAAGAAAAAUUUUCGAUUGAAAAAAUCCAAUAUGAACAAAAGUCAUGAGAUUAACAUUAUUUUCUCGAAUUUUGGCAAUUAAAUUUUUUAAUUUAUCGAACAAAUAAAAGAUCA